CGUUUUACUUUUCCCCCUAUUUCGUUCUGUAGAAUUUUUCAGUAGUUCUUCUUCGUCAACGUUCGACUUUGCUCCUUCCACGACAUUACCUUCUUGUUCUGUUGGAUCGGAAGUUACGACAUUUUUUUCUGAAGCAACAACGGGAGCUCGCUUGCUGUGAAGGUAACUUCCUCCCUGUCGCGCGCUUCUUCGGCCAAAUCCCGUAAAUCCGCCGAAUCAAAGGAUUUCCUAAAUCCGGGAUUUACCACGAAAAGAGGGAAUUUUCUGUCAACCGCGGCUUUGAUUUACCAUGACGGCGAUUUCGGGCUAUUCUUCUUCUUAGCCGGCCUUCACGUGUAGUUUCUCGCCGGAUUUAAGAUUUGUUCACUUUGAGCUUGGUGGAUAUGGGUGGAACUGAUUUUGAAGAUGUUAUGAAGGCAAGUCUUGAUAUGAAAGGGUUGCAUCUUGCUCAGCAAAGUGAAAGCCAGGAUAUUGUGAAUAUGGCUUGUUCAGUGGAAGAAAAUAGUGAUAAGAAGCCUUUAUGUUGCCCUGAUAAGGGCAAGAAUUCUAACUCUCAUCUGCAAGAGGAUGAAGAGGUGCUAGCAGACCAUUCAACUGUUGAUGAAGUGCCAGGGUCUACAAAGAAGAAGAAGAGAAACAAAUCAAAGAAAAAGAAAGAGCCACUUGAGCAGACUAAUUUGUCAUUAUUUCAAUCCCUUCAGCAAACUGAUCCACCAUCAAUUCCUGUUGAUGAAUUAUUUUCAUCUGGGGAAUUUCCUGUGGGUGAAAUCCAGCAGUACAAGAAUGACAAUCUGUGGAGGUCAACUUCUGAAGAGAAAAGGGAGCUUGAGCGCUUAGAAAAGCCUAUGUAUAAUGCUGUUCGUCGAGCCGCUGAAGUUCAUAGACAGGUUAGAAAUUAUAUCCGGAGCAUCCUGAAGCCAGGAAUCUUGAUGUUUGAACUCUGUGAAACCUUGGAAAAUAUGGUUCGAAAACUGAUUAAAGAGAGCGGACUUCAAUCAGGAAUUGCCUUUCCUACAGGGUGUUCUUUGAAUUGGGUUGCAGCUCAUUGGACUCCUAAUUCUGGUGAUAAAACUGUACUUCAGUAUGAUGAUGUGAUGAAGUUGGAUUUUGGAACACAAGUUGAUGGACAUAUAGUUGACUGUGCAUUUACAGUUGCAUUUAAUCCCAUGUUUCAUCCAUUGCUUGAAGCUUCAAGGGAAGCCACAAACACUGGGAUCAGGGAAUCUGGAAUAGAUGUACGACUCUCUGACGUUGGUGCUGCAAUCCAAGAAGUUAUGGAAUCCUACGAAGUUGAAAUCAAUGGAAAAGUGUUCCAAGUUAAAAGCAUCAGAAAUUUGAAUGGCCAUAGUAUUGGACCUUACCAAAUUCAUGCUGGCAAGUCUGUUCCUAUCGUAAAAGGUGGGGAGCAAACAAAGAUGGAGGAGGGUGAAUUUUAUGCUAUUGAAACUUUUGGCUCAACAGGCAAAGGAUUUGUGAGAGAAGAUCUUGAAUGCAGCCAUUACAUGAAAAAUUUUGACGUUGGACAUAUACCACUAAGGUUACCUAGGGCAAAGCAACUACUUGCUACCAUAAAUAAGCAUUUUUCAACCCUGGCAUUUUGCCGGCGUUACCUGGACCGCCUCGGGGAGGCAAAAUACUUGAUGGCUCUGAAGAAUUUGUGUGACGCUGGUAUUGUUCAGCCUUACCCUCCCUUGUGUGAUGUGAAGGGAAGCUAUGUGGCACAAUUCGAGCACACAAUAUUGCUUCGACCUACCUGUAAAGAGGUCAUAUCCAGAGGAGAAGACUAUUGAUGAUGUAGAUGAUCUUUGCUUGAGCUGUUUUACGGCUUAUUUUUUAUUUCUUGAUCAUGUGGUCAGUUGGAGUUCUAUUUUCUGGAUGUAUGUUCUUGCAAAUGUUACUGAUGAGUUGCUUGUGGAAAAACGGGAUCAGACCAGUUAUUGUGUUUGGAUCACAAGUGUGAUUAUUAUUGUACAGGAAUACUUGAAUUUUAACUUAUUUAAGUUUGCUAAUAACUUUAAUGAUAGACUGAUUUCGUAUAU
This is a messenger RNA of Dendrobium catenatum, 2039 nucleotides long. RefSeq names its product methionine aminopeptidase 2B. The transcript is spliced from 14 exons. Gene Ontology annotation, biological process: proteolysis. Gene Ontology annotation, molecular function: metalloaminopeptidase activity. NCBI's taxonomy places the organism in Eukaryota, Viridiplantae, Streptophyta, Magnoliopsida, Asparagales, Orchidaceae. The coding region runs from base 384 to 1790 and encodes 468 amino acids. The record is from RefSeq and is a predicted model, not a curated record.